AUGAUUUCGCCGUAUAUCGACACGUUAGAAGUGCGUUAUCCUAUAUUGAUAGCUUUAACAAAUAAUUCUAUGCAAGAUGAAAUAAUAAAGGCAUUUGCCUCUAACAAAAUAAAACGUUUAGAAAUAUUUAAUUGGGGUAACGAUCCGAAUUUACGUGACGUUGCAGAAAUCGAUGCCUUUACGGGAAUAUUUGUGAAACUGAAUUAUUUGUGUAUUAGUGGUAAACAAUAUCAGACAGAUCGUUUCAUUAAAAUCAUACUUAAAUUAAUUAAAAACUUGCGCCACUUGCGCGUAUUACAUGUACACAAGCGUCGUUACCAUCCGUGUAUGUUACCUUAUCAACAAGAUGUCGUCGAAGAGUCAUUGAAACACAGUCAAACAUUAUUUGAUAGACGUACAAUGGCAUUGAAUGCCGUGAAUGAUUCACAUCAUCAACAAGAUGAUAAUGAUCAUAAUAAUAAUACAGGUGAUCGAAGUAGCAUUAUUACUAAUGCGAAUGCUCAAACAGAUCCGUGCGAUCUAAAUAAUGGAGAUGCGUGCGAUCGAGAUUAUACAGAUGAUAGUGAUAAAAAUUUUACAAUAUCAGAUAUAUCGGUUGAUGAUAAUAAUCGUGCUCCAGAUAAUACUGAAUCAGAUAAUCAACAUUCAAAUGAUACACACUAA
Didymodactylos carnosus is the source of this 663-nucleotide messenger RNA. Lineage: Eukaryota; Metazoa; Rotifera; Eurotatoria; Philodinida; Philodinidae. The record is from the annotation of a GenBank genome assembly.